AUGGAACCAAUUUCUUAUUCUGAAAUCAUUCGAAUAGAAAAAGAAGUUAACGGCAAAGAUUUAAUAGAAAUAUCUCCAAAUGCAGAAUGUAUUGCUAGUUAUAAUGAAGUAAAAAAGAAAAUUGUCGUAUGGAAUACAAAAGAAGGAAAAUUAAAACCAGAUGAUACGGUUAAUCAAUUUGAUACCAAGAAGAGUAUUUCACAAAUGUGUGUCUCUGACGAAAAAGUAGUAGCGUUUAGUUAUGCCGAACGUACUGCUGAUAAAUAUGAUGUACACGAAGAUUUGAAAAUAAUUGAUUUAAAUAAUCCGGAUCAAGAAAUAAAAUUACGUAUCAAACGUGAAAUAAUAAGUUAUUCUUGUAACUUUAAUUCAAAAGGGGCGUUCAUCUUUUAUACUACUUGUGUAAAUAUUUAUCGCGUGAAUGUUGAUGUUAUUUGGGUUUAUUCAACACAAACUAAAGGUAACAAAUGGAUGUGUUUAAAAAUUUACAAGUUACCUAAAGGUACGGAGUUUAUCAGUAUAUCAAGAAAUGACAAAAUUUUGCUACGUAUGGAGAAUUACAUAAAUGAAUUUAAUAUUGAAACUGGUAAUACUAAAAUUAUUUCCAAUAACAUACUCGGGGCUGAAACGAAAAAUAUUAGAAUUUCUAGCAAUGAUAAGUUUACUUUUCUGAAAAUAAAUGAUGAAAUUAUUGUUUAUUCUGAUAAACUGGAAAUUCCUAUUGCGUUAUUGGAUUCAAAUGAUGGUCUACGAUUUUAUAAAUUUAUGAAACAACAUACUGACUUACGCUCUUUGUUACUCUCUUUAUUUGAUUAUAAGUCGAAUAAUAAAACUUGGAUUUCUUGCUUAAAUCAAAUAACGAAAGAUUCGUUAUUAAGGAAUAAUCAACCUUGGAAUUCUUUCUUAAAUCAAUUAACGAAGGAUCAUUCGCUAGUAAAGAAUAAUUUACCAAUUAUAUUUUUACAAAACCAUCUAUAUGUAUUCGUGAAUGGUUCCGUUUUUAAAAUUAAAUUUGAGUUAGAUAUCAUUCCUUUAUCAGAGGAAUUAAAUAUUAAUGAUGAUGCAGAAAAUUGGAUGGCAUAUUUUGGUAGCGAAAAUGUUGAUGAAAAAAAAACCAACAAUCCUUAUGAAUAUGAAGAUCCGUUUAUACCAAAUGUGAUUAUUGAUACAUCUAAACUUGAAUCGCCUAAGAAAGAAUCCAACUUGCGGAAUAUUAAUGUAAAGAUUUAUAAGAAAGUUGAAAUAAUUGGAUUACGUGUAUAUAGAAAAGUUAAUGAGCCUGAGUUGGAUUUAAUUGAUGAAUCCUUUCAUAAAACCAAAUAUGAAAAAGUAAUUAAAAUAUAUGAAGUCGAGAUAUUUGAAAAUAACGAUAUCGCCAUACUAACUAAUAUUGGCAUUUUUAUUUUCCAUUUAAGUGAAAAUGAUAAGAUUUCAUUAAAAUAUUUUCAUUAUAAUUAUCGACCGGAGCAAAAUAUAAAAAGUAUCGGCAAAUUGCUCAGAUUAACAAAAAAUUCCAUGUUUUCGUUCGAUAAUAAGGAACUAAUUAAGGAAUGGGUUUCGUAUGUAAACAAUGAUAAAAAUCAAUUUUUAAAAAAUGGACCUGGAUUAUUAAUUUUUGCGAUUAAGAUGCAUGACUUAAAAUUAAUUUCUGACAUUUAUAAAAAAUGUUUAAAUUAUUUUAAACAAGAUUUAGAAAACAAUAAGAUGUUCCUGAGUAUUAUUACUACAUCAAUGCCAUUAUUGGAAAAAUAUUAUCCUGAAUAUCUUACAAGAUAUUCGUUGGAUACAAACAUGAUAAUAGACUCUUUGGAUUAUAAAAUAGAACAUAAAGAGUAUUCAUCUCUUCAUCCUUUUACAAAAAAUAUUAAAGUUGUAAAUUUAACGCGGUCUAUCUGGUGGUCGGUUCAUGUUAACAAUUUGUUUGAUGUUGAUGAUGAUUUUGAUCCUUGGAAUAUUACAACCACUUUUACUACUUAUGAUCAAAAAGGAUCAACUGAUCCUAAUCCAUUUAUAAUUCAAGCCCCUGAUGAAAAUACAAAUAUGUUCAGUUAUUAUGGUACCGCACUCUUUGCAAUUUAUUUAUUUUUAACAGCAGAAAUUGAGUUAAUUUACCUAAUUCCACAUCAAAGACGUUGGAAAUCAUGGUUUCCGGAAGUAAUUCAUUACAAUGCUGAUGUCGAUGAAGUGCGUAGAAGGGUUAACGAAUUAAUUAAGAAUAAUGAAUGGGGAUCUGAUGAAUUUCCAGAGAUGAAUGAAAAACUAUUAAAAAUUUUAAAUAUUCACAAAUAG
Funneliformis mosseae is the source of this 2289-nucleotide messenger RNA. NCBI's taxonomy places the organism in Eukaryota, Fungi, Glomeromycota, Glomeromycetes, Glomerales, Glomeraceae. The record is from the annotation of a GenBank genome assembly.